UCCACUUUCUUAAGGGGGGCUCUCUACGCCAAGCGCCAAGCGCCCACUUUUAUCUUGUUGGUUGCUAUGAGGGCAAGGCAUGAUCGAGAUUAGUGAAGCUAAAGCUUGAUUAUUUAAGGCUAAUUCCUAAUGGGAUCCACGGAAUUAGGCGCUAAUUCUGAUGACUACUCCUUGUCCUAUGAUAAGCUUCAUCACUUCCUGUCUCGCCUUGAGGAAGAGCGCCUCAAAAUUGAUGUCUUCAAACGGGAGCUUCCACUUUGCAUGCAGCUUUUAACCAACGCCGUGGAGACGUCGAGGAGACAGCUACAAGCCUGCAAGACGACAGGAUCGGCGGCGGUGGCGGCGCCAGUGUUGGAAGAAUUCAUGCCGCUGAAAAACGCAACGGCGGCGGAGGAUGAAAAGCCGGAGACAGUGAUGUCCGAUAAGGCAAAUUGGAUGACGUCAGUUCAGCUUUGGAGUCAAGCAGGCGACGUAAGCAAACAUCAAUCUACGCUAAAUAAUAAUGCAUCUACUGAUCACUCCAAAUUGGAAGAUUGUGAUAAUAAUAAUAAUAAUAAUAAUUCAGUCAACUGUAUCCAAAGAAGAAUUAAUCAUGGAGCUUUUGUUCCGUUCAACAAAGAUCGGAGCUCCGGCGAGAAAGGGGCGGCGGCGAAAAUGGAGUUAUUGGAGAAAGGUGAAAAGAAUAAUAAUAAAAAUGAAAACAAGAUUAUUGAUGGUGGGGUGGUAAUGGCGGUGGAGCAAAGGUUUGAAAAUGGAGCGGCGGAGGUGGGAUUAGCUCCGACGACGAGUUCAACUACGACACAGACUCACCGGAAGGCUAGGCGGUGCUGGUCGCCGGAAUUGCACCGGAGAUUUGUCAAUGCACUUCAGAUGCUUGGUGGUUCUCAAGCUGCCACACCAAAGCAGAUAAGGGAGCUGAUGAAAGUAGAAGGUUUGACGAACGAUGAAGUAAAAAGCCAUCUCCAGAAAUACAGACUCCACACUAGACGACCCGGUCCAACCUUACAAGCAUCUGGACCGCCAGCGGCUCAGCUCGUAGUUCUUGGUCUAGGCGGGUUGUGGGUCCCACCGGAGUACGCGGCUGCGGCAGGCGCAGCAACGCCGUCUGCCCUGUAUGGACCACCGCCCUCGUCCCAUCAGCCUUCCCACUUCUACACGCCGCAUCUGCAUCACGCAUCACUGCAGCAUCAUCACCAGGUGCAGUUAUACACAGGAGCACCACCGCAGGUAACCCAAAGCUCGCCGGAAUCGGAGGUGAGGAACACCGCAGAGCGGUCAGAGAGCUUCGAGGAGGAGAAAUCAGGGAGCAGUAGCUGGAGAAUUGAGGGCGGCGAAAAUGGCGAUGAGAGGAUGAAAGGGAGAGGAUCGGAGGAGGGUGAAGAGAGUAACAGAAGUGAAAUUACUCUGAAAUUCUGAAAUUUUAAUUUUCAUUAUACCAUAAUUAGUGUUUGAUUACAAUAUUUUUUA
This is a messenger RNA of Cucurbita pepo subsp. pepo (vegetable marrow), 1467 nucleotides long. RefSeq names its product myb family transcription factor EFM. NCBI's taxonomy places the organism in Eukaryota, Viridiplantae, Streptophyta, Magnoliopsida, Cucurbitales, Cucurbitaceae. Gene Ontology annotation, molecular function: DNA binding; DNA-binding transcription factor activity. Gene Ontology annotation, biological process: regulation of DNA-templated transcription. The record is from RefSeq and is a predicted model, not a curated record.